Capra hircus (goat) is the source of this 5581-nucleotide messenger RNA. RefSeq names its product chromosome 18 C19orf18 homolog (gene C18H19orf18). The coding region runs from base 4819 to 5361 and encodes 180 amino acids. The transcript has 6 exons. The record is from RefSeq and is a predicted model, not a curated record. NCBI's taxonomy places the organism in Eukaryota, Metazoa, Chordata, Mammalia, Artiodactyla, Bovidae.
UGGAAUUUCCCAGGCAAGAAUACUGGAGUGGGUUGUCAUUUCCUCCUCCAGGGGAUCUUCCCGAUCCAGGGAUUGAACUGAUAUCUCCUGGGUCUCCUGCAUUGGCAGGCAAAUUCUUUACCCCUGAGGCACUGGGGAAGCCAUUCUUUCUUGAACUCACUCCAAAACCUACCUUGCUGCCAGAUGUCCUCCACAUUGCUAAAUCCAGUGGUCAGUUCUGUUUUCUUCCUUGACUUGAGCAGCAGCAUCUCAAAUUCUCAGGUGAUGGGUCAUUUCCUCCCUGAAACACGUUCACCUGGCUUUCGGGGCUCGACCCCUGCCCCUCUGGCCUGCAUUUCAGGUCCCUUUGCUGUCUCCUCCCCACUUCCCGUCUGCUCACACUACCUAGACCUCAUCCAGUCUUGAGGCUCUUUAAACACCACAGGUAUGCUGUUGAAUCUCCCUUUAUGUCUACAGUUUGGUGAGUUUUGAAAAAAAUGUCCAUAUCCUUGUAACCACCACUACAGUAAGACUAGAGAAUUUUUCCCCUUCUCCAAAAAGUUAGUUCCCCAUGUCUCUGUUGCACAGUUAAUCCCCACCACAACCCUAAGUCCUGGGCAGCCACAUGUCUGUUUUGUGAAUAUAUAUUAGAAUUGUCUUUUAGAGUUUUAUAAAGGGAGAGUUGUACAGUGUUCCAUUUGGAUCCUACCUUUUGUAUCCAGAUACUUCUGCUCAGCAUGAUUUUGAAGGCUCCUCCACGUUGUACCGUGUGUCAGUAGCUUGCUUUCCGUCACGUGGAUGAGCCACAGUAGUCAUUCUGUUCGCCUGUAGAUGGACAUUACCUUGAGCCCAGCUCUGGGCCAGUGUGAAUGCAGCUGCUCUGGAUGUUCUUUUCCAGUGUUUUUGUGUGUGCAGGCUUUCAUUUAUCUUGGAUGAAAAGCUAGCAGUGGAAUAGCUGAGUUGUAUGGUAAGUAUAUGUUUAACUUCAUAAGCUACUUCUAUGGGCCUUUUCAUCUGAUGUUUUUAUUCUGUUUUACAUUCUGGGAAAUUUCUCUCUUCUUUUUUUAAGAUUUCAUCUAUGUAUUUAAAUUUUCUCUUUUUAAGACUUCUCUUAUUAAUACUUAGAUGUUAGCAUGCCUGUGUCUGUUGUCAGUAUGUCUUCCCUUUGCUUUCAUGUUCUCUGAUUCCUUUUUCUUUCCUCUGGACAUCUCCUGUGCGCUGUGCUAGUUUGCUAAUUUGUUUCUCAGCUGUCUGUUUGCUACUUAUUUCCUCUAAUGUCUCUUCAUUUCAACAGCUGGUUUACAUAGCCAAUAUUUCUUCUUGGUUGUCUUUUGUAUGUUAUUAGUCUCAUUCCCUAUUGUUAAUGUCUUGCCUUAUCUCUCUAAAAGCAUGUGACUACUUUAAAAGUCUGGUCCAUCUGUCUGAUGCGUGUGCCUCUGAUAGGAUGUGCAACCCAGUGUGCUGGUCUUCUUUUGGAAACAAGUAUGCGUGGAAAAUUGCUUACCUCCUUGGCCAGUGAGCACAUUUAUUUCUCUUGUUUCCAUCAGUGACGUGUUUUUUGCGUGCAUGGGAUGGGAUCAGAGCCUGGUCCCUGUGAACCCCAGUGAGUUCAGGGUUGUGAGGAUGGAUCCUGGGAUGGGGAGGUUAAGGCACCAGAAAGCUAUUCAGUGACUUCUUGCCUCUCAAGGUACCUCUGGAUCAGUGACUUCUUGCCUCCCAAGGUAACUCUGAAGUGUGAUCUGCCAGCGCAGGGCUUUGUAGAGUCAGGGUGGAAAAACACGUGCCUGGUGUCGUGGAGUCUCUGCCUGUUUCUCAGCUACUCCCGAGCAUGAGUUACUGCCCACCCUUGACUCCACCCCUCAGCGACCUGGACCGGGGCCAUUCAUGGCCGUGUUGAUGCUGGACCAUGCAGCCAGCACGCUUUCCUCCCUUGCCACAUGACCGCCCUGUCUUCACUUGCUGCAUUGCACACAUCACUACUUGACAUCAUCUCGUGCGUUUUCUCCUUUCUUACCGUCCACUCUGUCUCCCGAUGCCACACGCCAGGCUCUGUGCCCCGUGGGGACCUCAUUGGUCCUGGUCUGCCAUGUCUGAGGUGCCCAGCAUGGCACUCUGGCUCUGGAAGUGCUUGGGACACCAGCAGGUUGUCAGUUCUGCUUCUCGACCUCCUCAUCUGGAUCUCCUGACCGCAGAGAUUGGGGGGGACUGAGGAGGUGCGGCACAGGGAGAAGGGCACUGAGGUCUCAGCAGAUGGUCACGAAGCCCUGUAUGUGGGAGAAGGCCUGGUCGGAAGGCUCGGCCAUAUGAUGGGGUCCAGGGUGGAUAUCAAGGAGGCAGUUACAGGAAUUGGUCAGAAUUACCAAUAUCCUUUUAAAUGUGUGGGAACUGAAUGACACUUUUAAGAAAAUGACCAUUAUCAAAAUGUGUAAUUUCUCAAUUUGAAGAAUAAAUGUUUAAAUGCUUAAAAAAAAAAAAAAAGCAAUUAACUCAGAAGCAACAAGGCAGCCUUGCCUUGUGGACAGAGGAGAGAAGGGCCCAGGAAUGUGUGCAGUGCUGGGCACUCCCAGCAACACAGUCUUCAGUCAGGAGAGCCAGGGCUCAUGCCAGCCUCCCCACAGAAGCUGUUCUUCCUGCCCAGACAGUGAGUGCCCUCCCUUGCGAUGUCACAAAGACGAACCCCUCUGCAGGUGGAGCGAGUGUGGUGGUUACGGGCAGCGCCCUGCUCAAGGUGGGUCCUCACAGUGGAAGGAACUGGUGGAGGGUCUGGAGAAGUACUUGUGUCCCAAAGAAGGAGGGUCCCAGUGGAGAAAUGGGGGCCCUGAUGAGAUUUUCCAGCCAGAGACCACUAGGUUUGGUCUUGUUCCCCAAGCUUCUUAUCCUGAUGGUUACUUGGGCGCAUCUUACAAAUACAGGCCCCUUCCCCCGGCCCCAGAAAUAAUGUAUUUUCAACCAGGGUUCUGGAGGUUCUUGUCCUCCUGGGAGCAGAUGUCUAGUGGGACAUGACAUGGUUUAUACCUCACAGGGGAAGAAGACAGCUUAGCUUGAGGUCACUGUGGGUCCACUUUGGGCAGGACCCAAGCAAAGUGCUGGGGACUUGUAACUUGGCCCCAUGUAGUCACGACAGCAUAGAGGAGGGUGGUGGCCUUGGCUUCAUCUUCCCUAGAGGGGCCACGCAAAGGGGUCUGGGAUACAGGGGGUGCGAAACCUGGAGAUACGGGGUGAUGGUGUAGAACUUUACCUCUAGGCUUCCAGAAAACACACAGUUAAUUCCGUCCAACCUUUUGUGUUCCGGGAAACCUGGACCACGAGCCAGGUGUUCACAGACCUAGGGGAAGGACUGGGCAAGUGAGCACGGGGAGAUCGAUGCCCCAGGCCAGCUCCAAGGACAGCAGUGUCCCUAGGGACCUUGACAGUCCCAAGUCCAGUCUAAACAGUGCCCCCAGGCAGGCCAACAGGAAGCUCAAAAGAGACGGGUUUGAUCAGAGGCAGUUGUGAGACUGGGAUUCAGAGAGCAUGGGAGCCGCAUCCUUACCAGGCUCGUCCCAGGGGCACAGCAGAAUGGGGGGAAGACAGGUUGGCUGUUGAAAGAACAGAGCAAGGCCCUCUUGACAGUCCACAGCAGGAGGAGGUCUUGGGGGGCGGGGUCCUAGCCUUGUCACCCCCCAGACAUUUAGGAGGGGCAGCUGCCCUCUGGGCUGCAGCACAGGUGGAGUCGGCUCCUGGUCCUCGGGGCUCUGUAAGCAUCAAGAGGCGACCAGUCUGUUCUUAUUACCAUUGGUGGCAGGGAUGAAAGCCUGUUUCAUGUAUCAUGUGAACUACUGGAUGGGCAGAGGACAAGUCCAGGGGACAGCUGUCUACACCAUCUCAUUGUUCAAUCCCCUUUCUACAUGCUGAGAUGAUUCAAUUAAUCUCUCCCUUAAAGAAACUUUUGGAGACAGCCACUUGGGUCUAGGCUUUCUGGAUGGUACCCCAGAGGUUGGAGGUGUACCAAAUUGCUUUUUUUCAAAGAUUACACUCUCACAUUUUACAUCCAGAACUGAUGCUCAGGGCCCACCCUGUUUUUGAGCUUUGUGUGGAUUGCAUUAUUGAGCCGUCACUGUUACCCUGUGAAGUGGGUAUUCUUUCCUCCUCCUAUUUUACCGAUGAAGAAACUGAAGCUCAGAGGGGUUAAGUAACUUGAUGAAGCUCAAACAUCUAGGAAGCUGGGGUAAGCAUUAGAAUGGGCCUACAGAGCCCUGCCGUCUCCUCUGUUUGGUUCUUGUGAGGUGUCGCAUUGAAUUAUAAUUGAUUCCCUUCUGUCUCCUAAAGAGUCAGGACACUCUGAGGGUCUUACUCACCCCCAGCACACCCUCUCAUUCUGUUAGUCUCCCCAUUGGCUGACUCGGUUCCAUCAAAGAAUUCCGUGUGGCGACGUGAGCUGACCUCAUACUGGUGGCUCCCAGUCAGAACUGGGACAUUCUGUAGGGAGAAGAGCUCCUUAGUUUCUCAGAAAUGCAGGGCAGAUGGUGGACAACAGCUAAAUACUUCCUUUCACCCACACGAUAACAAACCAGCAGUUUUGGAAUGAUGGACAAGGUUCAAAGUUCUUUUGCUGUUUUAUUUUUGUUUUUAAUAGAGUGCCCACUUCAUCUGUGUGUGCCUUAUGCAGGUGAGUUCAAACCACUUGGACAAACCACAGGCUGAAUGGGUUGCCUCCACCAAUGCUUUCACUCAUUUCAGGGGAAGUAAAAAGGGGUGAUUCCACAUCACUGCUGUAGGUUUUCUUUUCCAGAUCAUUUUCCCUUAGAAAGACAGCCAAAUGUCACCAAACAGCCCAUACAGUUCGGUAAGCAGUUUCAUAUGGUCCAUGGAGCUAUCCCCAAGCCCAGAGCUCUGCGUGCCACGCCCAUGCAGCCCCCAGCGAGCACUGAUGAUGAGAAGAAUGAGCCUGCAAGGACCACCCUUGGUUUUAUAGCAUAUUCAAUGGGCCUAAACACCAAUCCCUGGAAUGCAGCAUGGAUUCCUCAUAGACCUGCUCUUGUUAAAGUAAUUACAGUUGCGUGCAUAGCCCUCACUAUUGCCCUGAUAUUUGGGACCACUAUUGCCUACGUGAUAUAUCGACUGGUAGAGGCUGAGGAAAAACAACAACUUGCAUCACUUUAUAAAAAUAUCAAGAUCCCAUCGUUAGGAGAUGAAGAGGAAUUCUUUGAGGAUGAGGGUGAGGACGAGUCCACGUACCUCCUUCCGGAGAAUGAGAAGGAACUGGAAAAUUUCAUUCAUUCAGUUAUUAGAUCGAAACGGAGGAAGCAUUUUGAAAAGAAGAGGAUGAAUGCAGCGCAGCACUUAAUAAAGGGAGCGAGAGCAGAGGACCCUGUUCACACUGCGGAAGCGGGCAGUCCCUGAACGGGCGAAAGGGAGGGCGGGGACGCGGGGCGCGCAAGCCCGCGGAGGGCCAGCCGCGGGAGGGCAGGUGGCUGAGGACGCGGGCCUGACUUCCUCCUGGAGACCCUUGCGCAGCAGCGCCGCUAGACAUGGAGGCAGAAAGUAGGUUCACUUGAUGUAGCAGCUCUUGCUUCCUAGCUCUCAUAGUUUAUGAAUAAAUCUAUCUUAAUUGGAAGAGAAA